AUGAUAAGGGAAGACUAUAGCACACAUCUCGCCUCACAUACAAUGGAGGAGCUCCUAGUGCUCUUGAAACCAAUACGAGGCAUUAGCCAGUACGGUGUUGAUUGGAGCGAAAGUUCGAAACUGUGUUUGUCUUUGAUGAAUGCAGACGGUGUAUUCCCACCUGAAAACGCCCCAGUGAGCUGCCCGGGUCCCCAAAGCGAAUCUGCGGGGCGUGACGCCCUAUGCGCUGGAUGUCCAAACCAAGCACUGUGCACAAGUGGUGCCGCUAAACUAUCGUUAGAAGAGCGUGAGCCUGAGGUUGUAGCUGAGCUUCGCAAACGUCUUGGUCGAGUCAGGCACUGCCUCUUUGUCCUCUCUGGUAAAGGCGGUGUAGGCAAGAGCUCUGUGUCAGCCUGUCUGGCUUGGGCUUUUGCUCGUCAAAAUUACUGUCGCGAUCAGGUGGGGCUGCUGGACUUAGACAUUUGUGGACCCUCAAUACCCUGUUUAAUGGGAUGUUUGGAUUCUGAGGUUCACCAAAGUGCAUCAGGUUGGUCGCCAGUCUUUGUGGCAGACAACCUAGCACUGAUGUCUGUAGGCUUUUUGAUAUCGCCUAAUCAGGCACUGGUUUGGCGGGGACCGCAGAAAAACUCCUUUAUUCGUGAUAUCCUUUGCAAGGUCUCUUGGACUGAUGCUUAUAGCGACGAAACAGCCCCACCUUUGGAUUAUCUGCUAAUCGACACUCCUCCGGGUACCUCAGAUGAGCAUCUCUCAUCUGUACCCUACAUAAAAGCUGCCGGGUGUCCUGUUGCUGCCUUGAUUAUCACUACCCCUCAAGAAGUUGCUCUUAGUGACGUCAGGAAGGAGAUAAAUUUUUGUGAAAAAAUCGGCCUCCAAGUAGUAGGGAUUGUCGAGAACAUGUCUGCAGUUGAGUGUCCCAAGUGUGGUUUUUCAACUGAGUUAUUCCCGAGGACAACUGGUGGAGCCGAUUCGUUGAGCGGACUGGAGGUUAUUGGUCGAAUCCCGUUCGAUUCUCGACUAACUCGCUGCUUAGAUGAAGGGCGAUGUCCUUUCGAGGAAACCGAUGAGUUGGCCGUUACAGAGUCGUUUGACUCAUUGACUACCAUUAUCAAAAUGAAACUUAAUCAGAUCCGUGUUUGA
This is a messenger RNA of Echinococcus granulosus, 1137 nucleotides long. RefSeq names its product Cytosolic Fe-S cluster assembly factor nubp1-A. Gene Ontology annotation, biological process: iron-sulfur cluster assembly. NCBI's taxonomy places the organism in Eukaryota, Metazoa, Platyhelminthes, Cestoda, Cyclophyllidea, Taeniidae. Gene Ontology annotation, cellular component: cytosol. The transcript has 6 exons. The coding region runs from base 1 to 1137 and encodes 378 amino acids. The record is from RefSeq and is a predicted model, not a curated record. Gene Ontology annotation, molecular function: iron-sulfur cluster binding; ATP-dependent FeS chaperone activity; ATP binding.